Messenger RNA from Eutrema salsugineum, 805 nucleotides. Its product is annotated as RAB6-interacting golgin. NCBI's taxonomy places the organism in Eukaryota, Viridiplantae, Streptophyta, Magnoliopsida, Brassicales, Brassicaceae. The transcript is spliced from 4 exons. The coding region runs from base 88 to 597 and encodes 169 amino acids. The record is from RefSeq and is a predicted model, not a curated record.
AGGCUCUUAAUGCCAAGUCUUGGGUUAUAUAACAAAUCAUCUCCUUUAUUGAGGAAGAGAAAGAAAGAAAAAAAAAUCUGAGGAAUAAUGGCAACGACAAGACAGAUCUUGGAACAGCCACAAUCGCCAUAUAUUCAACGCAUCAAGAGCAUCAAUGGCAGUCCCAUGAUUGAUGACAAAGAAGAGGAGCUUUCACGUUCUGCUUUGGCUUUGUUUAAGGCAAAGGAAGAUGAGAUUGAGAGGAGGAAAAUGGAGGUUAAGGAUAGGGUCAAAACAAAGCUUGGACUCGCUGAGGAAGCCACUAGAAGAUUAGCUGAGAUUCGAGAAGAGCUAGAAGCUCUUACCGAUCCAAUGCGAAAGGAGAUAUCCGCGUUAAGGAAAAGAGUCGAUGCUAUUAACCGAGAGCUCAAGCCUUUAGGACAGAGUUGUCAAAGAAAGGAGAAGGAAUUCAAAGAAGCCCUUGAAGCUUACAAUGAAAAGAACAAAGAGAAAGCUAUGUUUGUUAGCAAACUUGUUGAGCUUGUUACUGAAAGCGAGAAACUUCGGAUGUCAAAGCUUGAGGAACUCAGCAAAAGCAUUGAUAUUUCGCUACGCUAAGUCGCUAACACAAGAUGGAUGACAAAUCAAAGGUUGCAAAAAGCAGCCAAGCUUUUUUUUUUUAAUAUCUCUUCUGCAGCUUUUAAUUGUUUGAUUCAAUAUAUUAUUUGCUUGUCUUUGUGAUCAAAACUAUUUUUCUGAUUCUGAAAACCUUAGAAGAAAUGUGUUUAAUGAUUCGGUAUAAUCUCACAUUCUUAUGCUUUCAUGU